AUGGGAUAUUCGUCAUGGCGGACCAUUACCGCCCUGGCAGUCUCGCUUGCCCUUACCCUCGACCAACUGCGUCUGUACCUGCAGUACAACGCCGACCUGCGUAGUGGGACAUCUCCCAACGCAAUCAUCACACCCAUUGGUUACGACGACUUUGCCCUUGCCCUCAACACUAAUGUUGGGGCAGGCAUUCAGGUUGCUAUAGUUCAGGAGGGAGACGAGGGAGUUCGUGUUACCGGACGUCCUCCUACCCUAGCUGAGCUCGUUGGACUUGAUGCCACACGACGAGCAGCUCCCACUCCUCAUGACCCUCGUGAAGAAGCUGGGGGGACCUGGUUGAGCGCUCAUCAUACUGAUCUCAUGGACCACACCCUGUGGGACAAUUUGGAGCGGAUCAGGAAACAACGUGUUUGGCACGACAAGAGCGUGGCCGAACGACAGGCCAAACGAAGGCGAAAGGAGGAAGAUGAGGCGAUGCGCCCUUUUGCGCCCUCCACCUCCUUAACUAAUGCCCUCGCUGGCUCCUCCGGCCGGAACAUGCCCCCUGAGCCAUCCAUUCCCCUUCCCCCUACCACUAUCCCAGCUCCCGUUCCACCCGCGCCUCCUGCCAAUGUCGAGGACGAGGAGAUGAGCGAUGGGAACACGGAAGCCCGCACUGAGGAUGUUCACGCCCAGGGAAAGGGUAAAGGUCUUGGCCAGUAUCCCGAAGAAGUGAGGCGUCGCUGGACGACGCCUGGUGGGGGGUAUGUGACGAUCAGUGACAGGACUUGA
Messenger RNA from Suillus paluster, 768 nucleotides. RefSeq lists its product as uncharacterized. The record is from RefSeq and is a predicted model, not a curated record. NCBI's taxonomy places the organism in Eukaryota, Fungi, Basidiomycota, Agaricomycetes, Boletales, Suillaceae. Bases 1 to 768 code for a protein of 255 amino acids. The transcript has a single exon.